AGGGUUCGUACAUAGAAUACGGUACUUGGGUUCACACACACUCUCUCUUACGCAUUGAUGCCGAACGUGUCCUCCUUCAUUUCUACUCCAAAAAUUGAGCAUAGGUUUUGCUUUUGUUAAGAAUUUCAUUUCUGUAUGGUGAUUCCCUUUUGAGGUACGUAAUGCAUUUAUGACUCAGGAUCCCAUUUAACUGAGGUUUCUAUGUUUUGUGUGUGUGUGUGUUUUUUUUUCUUAUUUGAAAAACCCAUAUACUAUUUUCGUUGUAGGCAUCUUGGAAUACUUGUUUCUGGUAUUAUUCUGUAUGUUGAAUUCAUUAGGAUGGUGAAUUUCUCAAUUUGAAUCAUUGGUUGUUUUGGUGCUAAAGAAGAAAAACAAAUUGAAAACCCUUUGUUAGUUUUGUUUUGGAAUUAGGACUCACCUAGAAACUUAUGAUUACAUACACUUGGCCUGAUUGUCAUGUCUAGCUAUGUGUCUCUUUUUUUUUAUUGUAAUAGAGUACCAGUCAUGUGAUAUGAGGAUUCCUUAGAACUUAUAUUUGGCUAAUGCAUUUUAUGUUCAUGAGAAAUUGACAGUUUAAAUAAUUACCAAUAUGUACCAAAUGCAGACUUAACCAAUAUAGAUGAUAUUGGUAUAUUGAAUUCUGGGUGAUAAUGAAGUUAUUGCCCUUUAUUUCGUACAAAGACUCUCUCCAUGUUUUCUUACCUGCGUCAGAUAAGGAGAAUUUACCCAAAUAUUCAAAACAGCCAAUUUAGUUUCUUCCUGCUCUCACUUGGGCCUAGGGUUUUCAUUUUUUGGAAAUAUCUCAUAAUAUUAUUAUCGUAUCUUAGAUGAUCUCUUAGAAUUGGUUUCCAUUUUUCCUUUAUAUUUUAUGAUCUUUUUUCCUUAUUUAAUUAAGAUUAGGAGUUUGGUAUUGGCUUGAAUAAUAGUUAGUACUUUGUCAUUUGUAUUACAUCUUAACACAUCAUUUUGUCAUUAUACAUAAGAGGAUAUCGUUCAGAGUUUUUUCUUCCCCGUUCCUCCUUACCUACCUAAAAUAUAAUGCAACAUGGUAUCAACCUUGAGAAUAUUUUCUCCCUUCCACUGUGUUGAAUUCAUGGAACUCGAUUACCAACAAAAUCAUAUUUUAUGUUUCUGUUUGCUCCUAAUCUCUCCUUGGUGACUUUUGCCGUAUUGAGCUUUUGGUCUCAAACUCGUGUUCUGUUGUGUGUCCUUGUUGUCGUUCCAGCUUCUUCUUUAUGUAGAUUGCCUUUAUUUUAGUCUGUUUUUUCCGCAAAUUUGCUUCAUUUCAGCUUUUCUUUCUGCAGAUUGACUUGGUUUUAGCUGGUCUUUCCGCAUAUUUGCUCCAUUUUAGUCUGUCUUUCCACAAUUUGGGCUCUGUUUCAGCUUGUCUAUAUGCAUAUUGGCUCUGUUUCAGCCUAGCUAUUCAAAAUUUACUCACAUCUUACUCUAGUGUUUUCUUUACCUUUUGAUUAACUACUUGGGAAUAUUCUUAUGCUAAUAUGGAUGCUGUAUUUGGUCAAAGGCUUUUGUCUAUUGAAAUAAAUCCACUAUUCCAAUUCAUCACUGCAUUUUCCUGUUGUGUGGUGAGAAAUGAUUUAGACUGAUGAUGUUCUUGAACAGAUUUAUCUCAGAAGCUUGAUAUUCUUGGUUUUGAUUUGAAUUUGAAGUGGUUGUAAUGGGGAAUAUACUGAGUCUGAACAGUUCCAAGGCUAGAUGGAGUGGUCCCUGUGAGGUUUUGCUAGGUGAACCUUGCAAGAGACAGAGGUUGUUGUCAACCUCCUGUGAGGAUAACUCGAGACUGAUUCCCUCCCUCCCUGAUGAGAUUUCCAUUCAGAUUCUAGCUAGAGUUCCUCGCAUUUUUUAUUUAAAUCUCAAGUCAGUUUCUCGUGCUUGGAAGGCUGCCUUUGUGAGUUCUGAACUAUUUUGUUUGAGAAAAAGACUUGGAACGAUGGAGGAGUGGCUCUACAUAUUAACAAAGGUCAAUGGUGAUAAGCUCUUAUGGUAUGCCUUGGACCCUCUUUCCAGAAGAUGGCAAAGGUUGCCACUAAUGCCGAAUGUUUCCUUUGAAGAUGAAACAAAGAAGGGCUUGGCUGCCCUUCCCCUUCGGAUGUGGAGCAUGUUGGGUACAAGUAUCCGGAUUGCUGAUGUCAUAAUGAGCUGGCUUGGUCGGAGAGAUGCCCUGGAUCGAAUGCCAUUUUGUGGUUGCUCCAUCGGGGCCGUUGAUGGUUGCAUCUAUGCUUUAGGAGGAUUUUCAAGAGCUUCAGCAAUGAAAUCUGUUUGGCGGUAUGAUCCGGUUCAAAACUCUUGGACUGAGGCUAGUCCAAUGUCAGUUGGUAGAGCCUAUUGCAAGACAGGUAUAUUAAAUGAUAAGCUUUAUGUUGUUGGGGGCGUUACUAGGGGUCGUGGUGGACUAAACCCCCUUCAAUCUGCGGAAGUAUAUGAUCCACAUACAGGCACGUGGUCCCAAUUACCAAGCAUGCCAUUUGCAAGAGCUCAGGUGCUACCAACUGCUUUUCUGGCUGACUUGCUUAAGCCCAUUGCCACAGGAAUGACUUCAUACAGAGGGAGGUUAUUUGUUCCUCAGAGUUUGUAUUGUUGGCCAUUUUUUGUUGAUGUUGGGGGAGAAGUUUAUAAUCCAGAUAUAAACUCUUGGCUUGAAAUGCCAAUUGGAAUGGGUGAAGGAUGGCCCGCAAGGCAAGCUGGAACAAAAUUGAGUGUUACUGUCAAUAAUGAUCUAUAUGCACUUGAUCCUUCAAGUUCUCUUGGCUCUGCAAAGAUCAAGUUUUGCAGGCUAACAUGCAAAAUGAUUUAGUUUCCUCCCAGCCCUUCUUAUCAUCACCAGAUAACUCAUUCAGUGAACUUACCGAAUCACCAGAGGAAUCAGAGAGAGAAAUUUGGAGGGUUUUUGCUUCUAAGAGUGGUAGAUCUGCUGAACU
This is a messenger RNA of Gastrolobium bilobum, 2936 nucleotides long. Its product is annotated as F-box/kelch-repeat protein At1g22040-like. The record is from RefSeq and is a predicted model, not a curated record. The transcript has 2 exons. Gene Ontology annotation, molecular function: protein binding. The coding region runs from base 1676 to 2812 and encodes 378 amino acids. Lineage: Eukaryota; Viridiplantae; Streptophyta; Magnoliopsida; Fabales; Fabaceae.